Durusdinium trenchii is the source of this 1638-nucleotide messenger RNA. The record is from the annotation of a GenBank genome assembly. NCBI's taxonomy places the organism in Eukaryota, Dinophyceae, Suessiales, Symbiodiniaceae.
GUUUCGCUCUUCGUGAAGCGCCUUUGUUCUGACUGGGACAACCUCGCCGCUGGAAUGCGGAAAUGCUGGACCUACAAGGAUGCAGUGUUGUUGCACACGGCUUGUGGCAUGUUCUUGCACAUGGACAACCUGCUGCGAGCGAAAGCCCUGGCAUCUGAGUACAAUGCGGCUUCUGGGAAGCUGCUUGAACAGUUCAUGUGUGGCAUCAUGGAUGCUGAGUUGAUCCAUGUGGCAGAAAAUGGCGUCCCUCCUGGCAACAUUCAAGACGUGAGCUACUUCAGGAGCAGUUGCUGUUUCAAUGUAAGGACUGUGGUGAGCAACUAUGAAUCGAAGAUCACCUUGGAGGCUGAGGAGCGGACCUUGGUGCUCAAGCGGAAAGUGGCGCAGGCGACGCUUGAGCAGGUGGAAGCUGAGAUUCAAGCUGAUGUGGCUUUGAUUCGUGCAUCACUACCAAGCAAAACGAACGAAGCAGCUGAGACCGCUCAAGAUGUGAAGUACGCAAAAGCCAGACAGGCCCAGACUAGCAUGACAACGGUUUGCAAGAACAAGCGAAAGAUCGAGGAUGCCCUGCUGACCGCGGACACGGACUUCUCCCAGGCAUUGACUUUGAUUUUUGCCAAGGAGACCGUGAGGGCAAACAGUGACAAGAAAGGCAUCCCGUGUCACGAGAGCAUCAUCAAAGGAUACCUGAAGGGGAUGACUUUUUCAGACAAAGACCGCGUGAUUUUCCUUGACCUCGUCCCCAACCGGUAUGCCGAGUUUGGAAGAGCAUGUGUUCGGCGAACUCUUGCAGGAGAACACCAGCCACCAGUGAUCUACUAUGGCCUGAUGCGGAAGGAACACAAAGAUGUGAGCACGCAGAUUGAGACGGAGGUGUUCCAACAUUGGGACUCCUUGUCAACUUCGCCGGCAAAGACAAGACCCCGUCCGAGUGCUGAAGUGGAGACUGUGUCGGGUUUGAAAUUGCUCACGCAUGAUUCGGAUGGCAACUUCGGAUUCCCAGAGCACAUCAUGAGGAAGUUUGAGAAGGACACCGAGGAGUACAAGAAGCUAGCGAAGCUCAAAGCAGACUUUGAGAAAGAAGCGCCGUCGCGAGCUGCAGCUCCGAGAACGCGCGAUGGUGGAGCGCCACGGGUCCGAGGGCAGCCAGACUUCAGCAUCAACGACGGUAAAAGGCCAAUUGACAUUGAGGAUGUCGUGGACUUGGAGGUAAAGGCGCCCCCAGACGCUUCUCAGAGGUUGGCUACAAUCAUCGGGAAAGCCACCAAACCGUCCAUCAUCAUUGACAAGGACUACAAGGUAUGGGUUGGCAAUGAGCACAGUGAGAAGCUGACUGUGUGCGGCUGCGAAUUGUUUGGGUUCAAUACGGGAAACUACGAGGAGAGGCUGGUUGAUGGCGGGAAGCGCCAUGCGAGCGGGAUUGCGUGGCGCGUGGUCUCCGAUUUCGACUUGGUCUCCUAUGAGAGAAAGUUGACACCCGACGUGACGGUGCUGGAUCAUGAGCUGAGCCCCAAGCUUCAUGCACCAGCUGACGGGGAGAGUGAGGCUGUCCCGGUGGCCUUCCGGUAUGACAUUCGUCCGUUGCGAUCCCUUCGCACCAACGUGUUCCGCCCAAACAACAUCCAGGGUGAUGUAAAG